Spodoptera frugiperda (fall armyworm) is the source of this 2599-nucleotide messenger RNA. Its product is annotated as trichohyalin. The coding region runs from base 815 to 1963 and encodes 382 amino acids. The transcript is spliced from 11 exons. NCBI's taxonomy places the organism in Eukaryota, Metazoa, Arthropoda, Insecta, Lepidoptera, Noctuidae. The record is from RefSeq and is a predicted model, not a curated record.
UCUAAAAUCUUUCAUUUCUACGGUUAAUAUUUGAACAGCAGAUAAUAAUUUAUUUAACUUUUCUGCCUUUUCAUUUUUAUCUAAGCAGUGAUACCUGUUAUUUUGUAAAAACUAUCGUGAGACAAACUAAAGAAACUAAAAAUCACGGUUUACUCACGUACGUUAUUGGAGAAAAGCUAGUUGUUUUGAGUCGUAAUCGUAAGCUGCGCGACGUCAUCGCAUCUGCCAACGCUGCUCAUGACGAAGAGUACCUUUGUGACUCGAAACUAGUAGCCCUUUUCUCAAUUUUUUUACUUGAGUAAACGGUGAUUUUUAGUUAAUUUAGUGGUACCUGUUAUUUCGAAUUUAUCGUAUAAUAAAUCGAGUCCGUGACUGUCAAUUUCAAGAACAGUACAUAUUAUAUACUGUUACCUGUUAUAACAACUGUUAUCGAUGUAAUACUAAUAGUUAUACCUGUCAUAAUAAAUACGUCCCACGCCUAGUUAGUAAGUUAGUUUUGCUUUGCGUGUGCCGACUUGACAUAGUAAAAAGUGGUUAAAAAUUAUUUGAAAUUUAAGUUUUUCGCUGUGUAAAAUAAGUUAUAUUUCUUUAGUAACAAAUAUAAAGUGCUUUGCAACAAACUAGAAAUUUAUUAGAUAGAAAAUGUCUAAUGAAAUUUUAGUCUGCGCUCGGGCGCUGUCGUGAGUGGACGCUGCGUCGCCUGUUACAGAAAAUCGCCUUGAAAAAGAUUGCUAUAUGAGUACAAAAUAUUUGAUAUUAUACUUCACAAACCAAUCUUGAUAUUUUACACAUUCUGUACGAGCAACUUGACAAGAUGCCAAGGCCUAAGCUUUUUGGAGCAAUAUCUCGUAAAAAACUUCGUGCCAAUAGAUUUGCAUCACAGAAAAGCCAGAUUCAGAGCAAUACAAUCAAAGAGCGUUUGGAAGGAUAUGAUGACCAACCCGGUUGUAGUACUUCUUCUUACGAUAAUAAUUUCGAAACCUCUAAUGAUACAAACAAUGAAGAAAUAAAACCGUUCCAAGUUUCAGGAAGAAGGGUCAUAGAAAUACACUCGGCGUCACAAAAAUCGCACAAAAUUGCAUCCUAUGCAAAAGCAGCUCAAGUUCGCCGUACGGAAGAAUCUGCCCCAGAAAAUAAGCAGCGCCGCUCGAGAAAUAGAAAACAUAAUUCGCAAGCACGCGCCCGAGAAACAAGCUCCGAGCGCUCACAGCGGCUCGCUAGACAAAAUGUCAUGAGAGCAUCGCGAGCCCGUGCUCGAGAAAUUAGCGCUGAACGUGCGCAACGUCUCGCUGAUUUAAAAAGGCAGCAUGACUCCGAAACGAGGUUUAGGGAGACUAGCGCUCAGCGCUCGCAGCGUCUAGCAACAGAAAGACAGCGAGCAACAGUCACUGAGUGUUAUCUUAUGUUAAAAGAAGUUUUCCGCAGACGAAGUCGCAAGCCGAAGCUAUGGACUCGUGCGGCGGCGGCAAGAAGGAAAAAUGGCAAGGUUGUCUGUCCGGAAUGCAACACGGAUGUAGAUGUAGAGGGUAGACAAGGGGAUAAAGCAACCGCGAUGCUGGUAAACGUGUAUCAGUACUUUGCUACUGAGGGCACGAAGUUGUCCCCCUCGCAGCUGCGCGAGCGCACGGCCCUGUGCACCGGCGCCAGCGAGGAAGACGUGGAGCACGCACUGGGACUGUACUGGUCGCAAACCGGAGACUCCGACUCACAAGAGGCACCGUCUCGCAAACGACGGAGAGUUGAAGAGCAACCUGGCGACGAAUCUCACCCUCUGUAUGUGGAAGUCGAAGUAGAGGCGGCUGAAGAUGAAGAAAACGGUGAGGAGGAUCCCCUCACCUCGGAGGAGGAAGACAUCAAACCUGACAUAACGGAGACCUGCAUACAGCCAGUGAGCCAGAGUAGUUAUAUACCGGUAGAAGAUAUCAAAAAGGAAACUACAGAAUUUGAAGAUGGAGUCAGUUAACACGUUGUCUCCCUCAAUAUAGACUCACCCCCUAUCAUAUGACUUAGGGGGAUACUUAACAUACAUACUGAACUUCACGCCUGUCUCCCACGAGGAUAAGUAGAGACAAUGGUCGAAACAUAAUGUAUCUAACUGCUAUUUGAUGUAAAAAUCUGAUGACGUUUUUGACAUUUCGAUAAAAGUAUUGAAUUUGACUAAUUGGAAACUACCGUAUUGACACGGCAAAUACGGCGUCAGCUACGCCCCUGCAUUUACAUUGUACAUGUCUCUGAUUAAUUAUUAUGUUAUCGGCUUACUCACGUAACUGUUUGACGAGGAACUCGACUAGUUUCAAGCCAUUUUAGAGACUCAUUCAUGAGCAGCGUUCCGCGACACACGACGCGGCGAUUGUCGCGUUGCUACAACUAAUCUAGUUCCUCGUCAAACAGUUACGUGAGUAAGCCGAUAACAUAUUAAUUAAUUUAGUAUGUCUCACGAAAGUUGUAAUGAAAUCAUGUCUCUGCUUGUCCCCGGAGGGAUUAUAAAACGCGGCGUUAUGUUACGUAUUGUAUAAUUUUUGUCGUAAUAUUAGUUGUUAUGAUUAAAUUCACUAAUGUAAGUUUUAUAUGAAUAAAUGUAAUGCAAUUUUAAAAUCAA